Molecule: messenger RNA, 1074 nt
Organism: Trichoderma atroviride IMI 206040
Lineage: Eukaryota; Fungi; Ascomycota; Sordariomycetes; Hypocreales; Hypocreaceae
Cellular component (GO): cytoplasm
Molecular function (GO): alcohol dehydrogenase (NAD+) activity
Source: RefSeq, a predicted model, not a curated record
AUGAUGACGGAAAUCCCAAAUGUCCAAACCGCAGCUCUUAUCAAAGACCCUGGUCCUAAUGCAUGGAUAGAAGUUCGCCAUGACUACCCUGUUGCACAGCCUGGGCAAAAUGAAGUUUUGCUGAAAAUGGAGUGCUCGGGAAUAUGUUACUCGGAUAUUUACGUCUACACGGGAAAUAACCCCCAUUACAACGAAGUUCCCUGUCACGAAGGCGUCGGCCAGGUUGUGCAGCUUGGCCCUGGCGUUGCCGAUGCUCUUCUUGGUCAGAGGGUUGGACUUGGAUGGAUCUAUAGCGUGUGUGGCCACUGCUACAAUUGCAUGGCGGGCCGUGAUAAUUGGUGUGUAAACCAAUGCAACACUGGCACUGAUAAGCCAGGAACCAUGCAACAGUACGUUGUUGCAAACGCGGAUUAUUUGAUGCCAAUUCCAGAUGAGCUAUCCUCGUUUCAUGCCGCACCAUUUCUCUGCGGCGGCAUUACCAUGGUUGGAGCACUAUCCCUGUGUGACGAUGCUCUUGAGGACGGUGAUACUCUUGUCAUCUCUGGCUCAGGAGGCGGCUUGGGACACUUGGGCCUUCAGAUUGCUUCCAAUACGAAGAAUCAAAAGCGUUUGAAUAUCAUCGCAAUUGACACUGGAUCGGUCAAGCAAAAGCUGAGUGUCGAUCUUGGAGCAGCAGCUUUUAUCGAUUUCAAAACAGAGGAUGUUGUCAAAAAGGUGAUGGAAUUGACAAAUGGUAAAGGCGCCGACGCGGCUAUAGUGGUCCCAGAAGCAACUGAAGCCUUUGCUCAAGCAUUGAAGUACCUAAGAUAUACCGGAACGAUGAUAUGCGUUGGUAUCACUAAGAUGGAUUACCGCUUUCCAAUUUCCCCUACUGAUCUUGAAUAUAGAGGGUUGACUAUCAAGGGCUGUCACGUAGGAACCAAAAAGCAAAUGAAUGACUUGCUGAUAUCAGCUGAGAAAAAGGAAGUGACUCCGAAAGUUGAAGUCUUUGAGUUUUCGAAAAUUGACGAGCUGUUCCAGCGCGUGAAGCAUGGUGACGUCGUCGGUCGUUUCGUUGUGCAAAUACCACAGUAA